AUGGAUCUCAUGGACAUGGGCAUCGGCUUGGACGCGAUACGAAGGGAGAACGAGCAAGGCCCGCUCAUACCGCUGCGGCACGACAAACACGCGGGACGCGACGCGGCGAUGAAAGCGCGCGGCGGCGCCGCGCCCGCGCACUCGUCCGCGUCCAACGCCGUCGCCGGCAGCGAGCUGUACGACACGCUGUCGUCCGCGGACUUCUCCCAGGAGGUGCGCGUCGACGCGGUGAAGACGGGGAUCGCGAAUCGCCUCGCGCGAAUCUCGGCGUCCGCCUUCCCCGCGGACGCGAUCGUCGCCAACUGCGGCGCGCUCCCCAUCGGCGCGAUCCUCUCGCUCUUCGCCCCCGCCCCCGCCCCCGCCGACGCCGACGCCGACGCCGACGCCGCGAACGACGACGCGGUCCCGACGCUGCGACGAGACCCGGCGUCGUGCUACCACUGCGGCGCGUUCGCGUCCGCGUCGUGCCGCGUCGACUUGACGCUCGGCGCGUGGCGGUGCGCGCUGUGCGACGUCGGGAACGUCGACGCGCUCUACGCGUGCGGCGGCGGCGGGUCGAACGGGGGGCGGGACGCGUUCCCGGAGCUGACGAACGCGGUGGUGGAGUACCACCUCGAGAGCGGGAGCGGCGACGGAUCCGCGGGCGGCGGCGGCGGCGGGGACGGCGAAGGCGGCGGGAACGGCGGCGUGGUUUUUUUCGUCGUCGACGACGCGCUCGACGACGACGAGGCCGCGCUGCUUCGCGCGUCAUUAUCCCGCGUCGCGUCCGGUCUCGACGCGUCGCAGAGCGUGGGGUUCGUGACCUACGCCGCGUCCGUCGCGGUGUACGAGUUAGGCGGCGCGAGCGCCGUCGCGAGCGCGGAAGUGCUUUCGGGCGCGAAGUCGCCGCGCGCGGCUGACCUGGACGCGUUUUUAGGAAAAGAAGAAGAAGACGACGACGACGGCGGCGGCGACGGCGGCGGCUCGAUCGGGCGAUUCAUCGCGCCCGCGCGCGCGUGUCGAGCCGCGCUCGAGGCGGUCAUCUCGUCGAUCAAACCCGCGGGGCGGAGCGCCGGGCCCGUCGCGGGCAGGGCGCGGUGCGCGGGUGUCGCGAUCGAGACGGCGGCGGCGAUGAUUCGACGCCGCGGCGGCCCGGGUCGGAUACUCGUGUGCGCGGGCGGGCCGUGCACGCGAGGGCCGGGCGGCGUGCGCGCGGACGACGAGUCCGAGCUUUUUGAUUUCGAGAGAGCGACCGCGGCGGCGUACGUGGACGAACUGUCGAGCACGAUCGCUUCGCUUGACGUGACCGUGGACAUCAUCUCCGGCGGACGAGAAGCCAUCGGCGCGGCUAGGCUCGCCCCCCUCGCGGACGCGACCGGUGGAUCCGUCGUCCUCGUCGAAGACUUCGGCGCGACGUUCGAAUCCAACGCGGCGAGGGCGGCGGCGAGACGGCCAGGGAGAGGACCGGCGGUGACGGUGAGACUGUCGCACGGCGUGCAGUGCGCGCGCGUCAUCGGACCCGUUCGCACGAUGACGCGCGAAGCCGCGGCGGCGGCGACGCGGUGUGGGUCGACCGCGUUCGAGGACGCGAGCGACGUGGUCCGUUUGAAGACGAACGAUCCCACGCAGGUGCGCGCGCCCUCCGCUCGUUCCCCGGAGCGUUUUUUUUUUUUUUUUUCGCUCGCGCGCGAGGCAUAA
Molecule: messenger RNA, 1677 nt
Organism: Micromonas pusilla CCMP1545
Lineage: Eukaryota; Viridiplantae; Chlorophyta; Mamiellophyceae; Mamiellales; Mamiellaceae
Exons: 2
Coding region: 1-1677 (558 amino acids)
Biological process (GO): endoplasmic reticulum to Golgi vesicle-mediated transport; intracellular protein transport; COPII-coated vesicle cargo loading
Cellular component (GO): endoplasmic reticulum exit site; COPII vesicle coat
Molecular function (GO): GTPase activator activity; zinc ion binding
Source: RefSeq, a predicted model, not a curated record